Molecule: messenger RNA, 2375 nt
Organism: Paramecium pentaurelia
Lineage: Eukaryota; Ciliophora; Oligohymenophorea; Peniculida; Parameciidae
Source: the annotation of a GenBank genome assembly
AUGUCAAGAGGAAAUUAAAGAGUUUAAUUACCUUAAAUCCAAUAGAAAUAGUAAGUGGAGAAUUACAAUUUCAUUACUUCAAAAAAGAAAACAGUUUAAUUCUAAUAGUCUCUACCCUAAGAAGAUAUUUAAGAAGAUUGGAAGAAGAAAUGUGAAGAAUUAUAAAAGGAUGUUGAAACAAGAAAUCAAACAAUUUUUAGUAUUCAAAGAAAUUUUGAAUCUCUUUCAGCAUUAUUAAAGACUGAGAAGUAAGAGAAUAUGGGAAUUAGAGAUGAAGUUAUUAGAUUAAGAGAGUUGAAUUAAUAAUUAUAAUAAUAAGAUAAAGAUAAUCAAUAGAAAAUAAAUGAGAACUAAAGAAAAUUAAAGGAAUUAUAAUAAUAUCAUGAUUAAUUAUAAGAAGAAAGGAAAACUAAUUAAAGAUAGAAUGUUGAAAUUAAUAAUUUGAAAAAUUAAAUUACUUAACUAGAAGCAAUCAUUAACAGAAAAGAAAAUGAAAUUAGAUAAAUGUCAUAAACUAUUACAUCUCUUUAAAUGGAUUUAUCAUUGCUACCUUCAUUAACAAAAGAUAAUGAAAAGUUACAAUAAACUAUAGAAACAUUGAAGGAAUAAAUUAUAUAUUUAGAGGUAUUUAAAUUAAAAUCAUUAUUUAGAAAUCUAAUGCAGAUAAAGAAUUAAAUCUCUAAAUUGCAUUUAAAAAUCACACAUAACUUAAUAGUCUUAUAGAAAAUUUGAAAUUAGAUAAUAUUGCUGCCUAAGGUACUAUUAAACAUCUUAAAUCUGAAGAAAAUGUAUAUAUUUAUUAUAUAUUUUAAGAUAUCUCUAUUAAAGAUAGCUAAAUAAUAAUAAGACAUAUAAGAAUUGUAAUCUUAAAUUAAAUAAUUACAAGAUUAACUUAAUAAUCAAAAUACUGUCUUAUAAACAAGAAAUUAAUAAGAUGGAUAAUAAAAUUAAGCCAUAUUAUAAUUAUAAAAGUAAUUAUUAGAUUCUCAAAAACAAUAUUAAAUAAUUAUUGAUGAAAAUUAAAAUCUAACUAAUUUUGUAAAUGAAAAUAUGCCAAUAAUAGAAUAAUAUUAAUUAGUCUUAUCAACUUUUGGAAAUACUAAUUUUAUUUAAUUAAUCAAAGAUUAUUAGAAAUUAUAAUAAGAUAUUAAAUUAAAAAUUGAAAAACAUGAAUAAACAUAAUUAGAAACAUAAAAAUUGACUGAGAAAUUAUAAUAAUGUUAAUUAGAAAUUACUAGUGUAAGAAGUUAAAUUACAUAAUUAUAAUAACAAAAUAAAGAAUUAACUUAAAAAGCUUCAUAUUUUGAGGAUGAAUUAAAAACAUAUUAAACUAUUAAAUCUUCAUCUCUUAAUAAUGAAUAGGUUAUUAAAACCUUAUAAACACAAUUAAAACAUAAAAGUGAUAAUGAAUAAAAUCUAUUAUCAUAAAUGAGAAUAAUUUAAUAAGAAUUAUAAUAAUAUAGUGAAUUUGAUGGAUUAAUUAUGACAUAUAAGUAAUUUACAAAACCAGCAGAAUUUAUAUUAACUUCAGAUCUUAAUUAACUUAAAUAGAAUAUUGAAUAAAUUACAUAAUCAAAUUAAUUAUAUAUUGAAGAUAUUGAAUAAAGAAAUAAAUAAAUUGAAUCCUUAACCUAAUAAAUUUAAGAUAAAGACUAAGUUCUUAAUGAUUAAAAUACAUAAUUAAGUAGUUCUAAUCAAUAAUUGAUUACUUUGAAAAUGAAAUUGGAUUAAACAUUAAUUGAAUUAGAUCAAUUAAGUAAAGAGACUAAAGCCUAGAAAGCUUCUAUUGAUUAAUUAGGGAAUGAUCUUACUAUGGCCAAUAAAGAGAAUAGGAAUCUUUCAUAAUAGGUUUAUGAAUAAAUGGAAAAUUUACAAUAAUUAAAUAUGAAGAAUGGAAAUCUAUAAAAAGAAUUAAAUUGUAUUUUAUAUAUAUAUAUAAAUAUUUCUAGAAAAUUAAGAUAUAACAUACAAAUUAGGUUUAGAUGUUAAGAAUUUAACUUAAAAAUUAAAGAAAACAGAGGAAGAAUUAGAAAUGUUGGUAAUAUAUUAUAUAAUAAAAAUAGAAUCCUGAAAAAAUGAGAGGAUUGUAAUUAUAAUUAGAUUAAAAAGAGAAAGAAUUUUAAAGUCAAUUAUAAAAUAUUGCACUUGCUUUGGAUGCUUAAAUUACAUCUAUCUCCUGUAAUAGUUGUAUGGAAGUAUUAUAAAAGACUAAUACUUGUUAUCCAUGUGGCCAUUCAUAUUGUGAGAAAUGUUUCCAAAAUCAGUGUUCAGAAUGCUAAGAUUAAGAUGGUUGGUUUAAGAAUAAGAGAUUAGAUGACUUAAUUAGUAAGAUAAAUUAUUCAAAAUAAAUUCUGAAUACUUAUAAAAAAAAAUGA